Helianthus annuus (common sunflower) is the source of this 911-nucleotide messenger RNA. Its product is annotated as LOB domain-containing protein 1. The transcript is spliced from 2 exons. The record is from RefSeq and is a predicted model, not a curated record. Bases 45 to 656 code for a protein of 203 amino acids. NCBI's taxonomy places the organism in Eukaryota, Viridiplantae, Streptophyta, Magnoliopsida, Asterales, Asteraceae.
UCGUAAUCUUUUAAGCUUUUAGCAACCACUUUUACUCCCUACAAAUGGAAUAUUCCGGUGAUGGUACUGACGGCGCCACCACACGCAUGGCCGCUCCCACCACCAUGUCAUCACCCAAUAUUCUCAAUUGUCCUCCACCAUCCCCAGCUUCCUCGCCACCCCCGCCGGUGGUUCUUAGCCCUUGCGCCGCCUGCAAGAUCCUCCGACGGAGGUGCGUCGAGAAAUGCGUGUUGGCGCCGUACUUUCCACCAAGCGAACCGCUCAAGUUCUCCACCGCCCACCGCGUGUUUGGAGCUAGCAACAUCAUAAAGUUUUUGCAGGAACUUCCGGAGUCUCAAAGAGCGGACGCGGUCAGCAGUAUGGUAUACGAAGCGAAUGCAAGGCUUAGAGAUCCAGUUUACGGGUGCGCAGGCGCAAUUUGUCAACUUCAAAAGCAAGUGAGCGAGCUCCAAGCGGAGUUAGCCAAGGCAAAAGCCGAAAUGCUCAAUAUGCAAUGCCAACAAUCGAAUUUGUUAUCUAUGAUUAUUAUGGAAAUGGAUCAACAACUCAUCGCCCCACCAACGCCACCACAACCAACACCUUAUGAUAACCUAAGCUUCUACACCGAAGACGUCAAUAUGGGAAGCAUAUACGAGCCACUUUGGACAUGUAACUAAGGACCAUCUUCAAGAAUUGACUGAUCAAUAUUCAAGUUUCAAACUUGAAGUGAAAAGGGAUGAAGAAAGUGAGAUUAAUAUUGUUAACAAAAUUCAAGUACCAUAGUUUGUGAGAAUUUAUUAUACUUUAAUUUACUGAUUCUAUAAAGAUAUAAAGAAUAAAAGAGAAGUUAAAAUAGGGAUGGAGAGGGAGAAGAGUGUCAUACUAUACUGUCAUUGUACUAAUAAUAUGCCAAAAUCUUGAUUAAAAAUCAA